UAAAACACCUCGCACCGUAUCCUGCUUGUUAAGAAUUGUACUCUUCGAAUCAUAUGUGCAACAAUGGCGCUUUCGCUGAAAGAUAAGAUAAUCGUGAUAACGGGUGCAGCAAGUGGAAUCGGCCGGGCAGUGGCAGCGAAGCUAGAUGCGUGUGGAGCAGUAUUAGCUCUCUGCGAUAUUCAGGAAGAUAAACUCCAAGAUACCAAAACUCAGCUAACAGCUACUACACACGACACCUAUCUGUGCGACGUGUCAACCAGCGCGGCAUGCGAGGCGGUCGUCACAGCAGUUCAUGAAAAGCAUGGACACAUUGAUGGGGUUUUUAAUUGUGCCGGCAUUAACCCUAGCAACAUAAGCCUUGAGGAGACUGACGAUGCCUACAUUGACAAGAUAAUCGGGGCGAACCUCAUGGGGACUAUGUACAUGUCUCGUGCUUGCAUUCCCCAUCUAGCGCAGGGCGCGUCUAUCUUGAAUGUAUCCAGCGACUGUGGGCUUCAUGGCGCUGCGGGAAUGUCUCUUUACUGUGCGGCUAAGUUUGACAUUGUGGGCUUUACGAAGUCUCUAGCACUAGAGCUUGGCCGUCGGUCUAUUCGCGUCAACGCCGUGGCGCCGGGUCCAAUCGACACUCCAACGAUGCUGGGAAAUGUCAUUGGUGGGGACUAUAAUGCUCAAGUGAUGCAGCGGAUAGGGCUAGGUCGCUUGGGUAUGCCUGGGGAGGUCGCUAAUGUGGUGGCUUUCCUCUUCAGCGAAGAGAGCAGCUUUGUGAAUGGUGCAGUGAUUGAAGUCCACGGGGGAUUGUAGGUAAUAUUGUUGUUCCUCAUGUGGGAGGCUAUGUACAUGCCUCGUAUUAUAUUUUCUACGAAUCUGGAGCUCAGAGCGUCCAAUUCCAGGGCAGAACGUUCUUUUUAAACAUAUGAGUGGCAGGUGUACAUACAGUUCGCG
Molecule: messenger RNA, 942 nt
Organism: Aspergillus vadensis CBS 113365
Lineage: Eukaryota; Fungi; Ascomycota; Eurotiomycetes; Eurotiales; Aspergillaceae
Product: SDR family NAD(P)-dependent oxidoreductase
Exons: 2
Coding region: 64-801 (245 amino acids)
Molecular function (GO): oxidoreductase activity, acting on the CH-OH group of donors, NAD or NADP as acceptor
Source: RefSeq, a predicted model, not a curated record